UCCAAAUCCAAAAAACAGAACUGUGCCACUGUGGUUUAGUUUUGUUGGCGCGUUACCGGGCGUCCUCCCGCUAGUUUUAUUGAAAUGGCUUUAGUGUGCUGGAAAACUUUGUGACAGGCUUCCUAAACCUGGCACAGUAUGUUUGUUGGUUGAUCAGUCGAUUGGCCAGCCGUUUCUGCGUGUGUGUUUUGAUCGUCGCUCUUUAUCCAUUCACUCCGGAAAGAGUCGCUGUGUUCUGCAAGGACUGCCUGCAGCCAUGACGCAGCGGCGGCUUCCAAGCACGACCGCGACUGCCCGCGAUGUAAAAAGUGUUCCAGCCACAGUUGCAGACAAGCAGCUGAUGGGGGAAGAACACUGCAGCCUGCAAGUGGCCUUCGAGGAACUACAAUGUCACCUAAGACAGUCAAGGGACGAGAUUGCCCGCCUUGAACGUGCCAAGGCAAAGCUUCGGGCAGAGGUUGAGGCAAAAAACAUUAGCCUGGGCUACCUCCAGCAGCAGUUAGACAAACGUGACCAAGAAACAGAAGACUUGAAAUCAAAGCUCGAGGAGCAGAACCAACGGAAUACUGACCUCGCUCAGCAGCUCGCAGAAGCCCAGAAAGCAAAUUCUGGAGGCUUUGGUCCAUAUACUCUGCCACAGUCCUCAAAGAAGCAGCCAUUUCGCUACCCUGUGGAAGUGGGCGUACAGGAUUCGGACCAAGAAGACCCUUCUGUGUGGACGUUGGAUGGCAUGUCACAGUUGUUGAUGGCCCGAAUGCAGCAGGAGAUGAAAAGCUUAGAAGAGCUGGGCGGAGAAGUCAUCGAAGAUCUACCGUCAAGCGAUGGGUCAAGGACACCCCUGCUCAGCCACGACCAACCACGCAGAGGAGGAACAAAGGGAGCAGACGAAGAAGACACGAGACAGUAUGACAGCAGCCUGCAAGCUGCAAUGCGGCUUAUUGCCACACUGACUGCGCAGCUUAACACAGCCAGGGAGAAGGUGCUGGGCCAGAGGGCAGCACUGCUCUCUACUCUGGCAAGGCUUAGAGACUGCGGACUCUUCUUUCCGUUUGUGUGCCAGAUAACCAGCCCAAGAGGCAAGGCGAACGUACCAGCCGGCCAGCGUUUAGCGGAUCAAGACCCUCGGAUGAAAGUUUUCGUGUCUACUUCACACAGCAGCUCUCUGCAAGCAGCCCCAACACAGAAGUGUCACAAGGCACCCUACCAGAAGAGGAGCUCGAGAGGGUUUGUCCAAUCUGUGAGGUCCUCUUCCCGCGGCGAUACACUCAGGAUGACUUUGAAGGUCACGUCCUGGAGCACCUUUCAGGGCAUCCACUAGUGCUUGAUCCAGCACAGUAGACCCUAUCAAAAGGAUCGAUUUUAUUGUUAUCAGUCCAUAGAAAUUGUUGCCCGUAUAUGUUGUCUGCUAUGUGUAUGGCUGUUGAGCACACAGCUAAUCUUAUGGCACACAGAUUCAGCCAGUCAGAAAGCAUGUUUAAUUUAACUGCCUGGUGUUCAACAAAUGCAUAUAGCCUGCAUGGUUGAAUUUAUUGAGGUGUACCAAAUAUAUAAGUGUUGCAACAAUACCUUGAUUUGCAAGAGUUGGUUCAUAUUGACAGCAUUCAUAUAAUAGCGCCAAGGACAAAGACGAAAAGAACACAUAUGGUAGGACUGGCACUGAUUUCAGCACUUGUCCUGCCAUGUGUGUUCUUUUCAUCCUCGUUCAUAGUGUUGUUAUGGGACCGCUGUAAGUGUUGAUCGCAGGCAUUGCGUCAUGUUGUAGCGCAUAUAAACACAAUAUGUACUGUCAGUAUCGAAUUUAUAGAUCACGUUAUCUGAGAAAAUGUGGUGAGGUUCAUGGGUUCACUCCCGGCCACGGUGGCUACAUUUCAAUGGGGGCGAAAUGCAAAAACUCUAGUACGUUGAUUUAGGCGCUCGUUAUGAACCCCAAAUCGUCAAAAUUAAUCCGGAGAACCCUGCUAUGGCGUGCCUCAUAUUUUGAUACCGACUUUACAUUAAAUGAACCAUAUUAAGUGUAAGCUUCAUCCCAGACAUUUAUCUGGUGUUCCCAUUCAAAAAAACGGAAAAAGGGAACUGCUGUCAUUGGGCAACAGCUCAACUGAGCUUUACGAACUUUACAGCAUUUAAAAGAAAAGUACAAAUCUAGUGACCAUAUGAAGAAAUGUCAUUAUUUAAUCCUCCCGUUGUGUUUCUUGAAAUUUCAAAACCUGUAAAUUGUGUAUUAUUCCUUGGCUGAAUAAUGAUAAAUAUCAACUGUUCAGAAACUGCAGUUGUCAGAGCAUUUAGAUUUUAAAGCAGGUUGAGCAGCAUUAUCCAAUCAGGUGUUUUAUUUGAGUAUCUUCUGCUCACAGUUCAUGUGCUGAGCUUCUUACGUGGAACUCUGUUCAUUGCAUGCUGUCAAAGCAGGUAUUGCAGAGAAAUGAGCUGCAAGCAUACUAUUUGGCUACAAGAAAAUAAAGAAGUCAAGUGGAUACAUCGUCACAGUCAGCUCGGUAGCAGACCAAAGGUUACGUCUGGUAUGUUGCAGCCAACACAAGCACUGUAUGCGCGAGCAGUUGCAUUUACAUUUCACGGCUACAUAUUGCCUGUGUAAUGAAGAAGGCAAGACGACGACGAAGCAGCCAAGCAAGCAAGCCACAGUGUUGGUGGUAGGCACGCGACCAGAGCUUACACUUGCCCGGAUUUUUGGCCGCUUGACGCCCACCAUUUCUUGACACUUGCCUCUGACGUUCCUCAUGGUUCCGCGUGACACCUGUGACGAUCAUGCAUCUGUACAGAGAAGACUGUAAACGCUGAGCUGAAAUAGUCUAUUCCUGAAAAACUAUGACUGCUUGACAUCGCCAUUGCCUUUCGUCUCACUACGCUUGCUGUUGUCUUUUAUUGUGAGUACUUAAUAAAUCAAAUAAUAAUUAAAUAAUAAGUGGGGAAAAAGCAGGCUGGUGAACAAGCAAUUGCCAACUACAACGUCGUUUCUAGGAACGCUAGAGGAGAGAUGCUGGUAGAAUUUGCAUAAAGGAAUAAGCUGAGAAUAAUGAACGUUAAGAGAGAGAAAGAGAGUGGUUUGGAUCAGAGAGCAAACGGGUAUAGCCAAUAUUCUAAUUGACAUUAAGAGAAAAAAAUGGUGCUGGGAAGGUCAUGUAAUGCGCAGGUUAGGUAACUGUUAGACCAUUAGGGUUACAGCAUGGGUACCAAGACAAGGGAAGUGCUGUAGAGGACGGCAGAACUAGGUGGGGCGAUGGAAUUAUGAAAUUCGCGGGUGCUAGUUGGAAUCGGUUGGUGCUGGACAGGGGUAAUAGGAGAUCACAGGGAGAGGACUUCGUCCUGCAGUGGACAUAAAAUAGGCUGCUGCUGACGAUGAUGAAUAAAUGUACUCAAGGACGUUAAUCAAAAUUAUGCUCCAACAUCUGCAGCAACUGCAUUCCAAGGAGGCCGUCAUGCAAAACUACUUGUCUGCAACACUUUGGAUGCGCAUUAAGGAACCAGAGUUGGUCAAAAUCAACUGGGAGCCCUCCACCCACUACAACAGCUCUCGUAGCCCGUUGUGUUGCUUUGAGAUGGUUAACCCAAUCAACCAUUCGAUCAGUUAAUUAGAAUUAUGCUUCCUGUUACUUUUUUCUCUAAUACUCGUAUCAGUUUUGUGGUUGCCCAGUGAAAGCAUUUUCAUGUGGCCCUUGUGCUGUAAAAUACAAAUUAAUUAAUGCACUUUUCAUAAACAAGUCAAUCCACAUGGGACCAACAAUGUUGAUCCCAUGAACAAUAUGAGGGACUCAUCUGGCUGAUUCUCUCAGCACCAGCCAUUUUUGGAGAUAUGAAAUUUUUGUGAAUUUAAUGCUAAUGAAUCGUUUGAACCUCUCAACAUGCAAACUCGCUAGAAGGGCUCUUUUAUAGCACUUUAAUGCGAAGAUUGCAUUUGAACUCAAGGUAAAGCCUCUUUUCAAGGGACGCAGAUGUAGGAAAAAUAUGCACACGCAGGUCCUGAUACCAGGUUGUACAAUACAAGCUGUAUACUUAGUGAGUUGUUUCACAUGUCUUCUGGGCGUUCUUUUGUAUUUAGAGCAUUUACUAGCCAUGACAGGGUGGCAUUAGCCACAGUGUGAAUUUGACAGGGUAAAGGGCUAUGCAAUGAUUGCUGUAUUGCAUUUGCAAGUGAGCACAGUUCUUCAUUUGUUAGUACAGUCACCGACAAAUGAAAUUCAAUAAUGUAAAUUCUGUGCAUUUGGAAUCCGAGUAUUGUAUGAUGGUGCGCUGUGAAAAAAUUUUUGCCUAUUAUUCAGAUACAAAAUCUUUAAAUCGCUUGUGCUCCUCAUAUCUAUAGUUUAGCACAUCCUGUAGCAUUUGCUUUUCACUGGUGCACAAUAUGUAGGGACCUCCUGCAAUAUCAUGUUUUCUUUGUUGCCAACUGUACACAUUGACCAAAUAGGCUACUAUUUAAACUGGUUCAUUUUUUGCCCUGUUCACAUGGUGUAGGCAGAUGCAGAGAGCUGCUCUCUGCAGUGUCAUUCAUGAUGGAAUUAUCAUUUGUCCAGUGCUUUUCUGGCAAACCCAGAACACUGCCAGUGCACACUGAAUGCGUCACGAGAGAUUCAGCUUUAAUGCAUGUGGCAAAUACGUAUUAACAUGUUGGUGCUUUCAGUGACACUGCAGUGUGUUAACAACAAAGACGUUCUGCUGUUGGGCACAUUUGAUGCCUAUAACAUUGCAGUGGCCACAUAUCGUUGGGCAUGAGGUGUAAGGAAAAACAAAUCCCUGUAUGCCGAGCUAUCGGUGCUGAUUUACGAGACCCCAGUUAGUGAUAAAUAUUCUGGAACCUACUACUCUGGUGUCCCUCACAGCUCUCUGUAGCUUCGGGACUUUGCUACAUAACUACAUGUAUCAGUUAAGGUUAUAGCAAGACAGUUUAAUAGAAUUCUGCAAGCACAUAUACUAUUGAACAGGGUGAAUGAACUUGGCUUUGGGAUGUAAAACUUCAUCUGUUAAAAAAAAAUAUUUUAGUUUUCUGGUAAUGGACACGUAGUAAUAUAGAGAAGUGAUAAAGCCUUCUUCAGCUGUUUCUUUUACCCCUGCUUACCACUGAAUCUCCACACCUUGAUUGAGUUAAGUGUGUUUUCAAAAAACACACAUACGAGCAAGUUUGCUUUGCAAUAAGUGUUGCUGAAUUUUCCAUCUAAAUGUCAGCGAAUGACACUGUGACACUGAGUCACACUUGCUUGAGGUGACACUGAAGCUGCCCACCUGGAAAGUGUAUUACUCCAUUUCGUCUAUAAAUCUGCCAAAGAAUUGAAAGGAAAAUUGAAAAUGAAACUCACGGUUGCUAAAUUAUGAUGCCAGAGUCAAGUUUGUCAGGUGCUCUGACAAAGAAAGAAAGCAACAUUGUGUGCAUGCUGGCACUUAAUUAUUGACUGAGUCAGGAACUAGGUGCACUAAGAACUGUAAAUUAAGUACUGAAUAGAGAGAAAGAAAAUUAAUGGGCGAACAUCCAGAAAUGCUUCACUAGACCAACUUGUGCUGCUUACUGUCUGUUAUGUUUCUGGAAAUUGGUUUCUGCCUUUACCAGCACAGUUUUCUGACAAAAAUAUGCUUGAGAAAUGUGCUGGUUGUGUGUACCAAGUUUCUACCAGCAUGAUGGUUUGACCUUCAUGGGAAUGAUGUUAAAAUAUGCAUGAUGGAGUUAACAGGCUAUAUAGUUCCUUCUGGCAUUUCACAUCAACCUUCUUCAGGCUAGUUUGCCAUUAAAUUUAACUUUAUCUCUGAAGGUAGCAGUAGGCCAUUUUGAGAUUUUACAGGAACAAGCUGUUCAACAGAAAUUGUCAGCCAUUGUUUUCAAUUUUAAAAUGCUGCUGUAUUCAGCAUUGUGAAAAUUUCUUGAUAAAUUGAACUAGCUCUCACAAAAAAACAUAUGAAAGAACCCAUUACUACGUUAUCAGCCAAGCCAUGUAUAUAUAGUCAAUGUUGUACUCACCAUUUCCGUGAUUGUUGAACGCUUGCAAUGUGAGAGUGCCCUUUAGUUAUGUAUGUACAAAACUACAAGGAAGGGUAAGGGGUGCUUAUUGCAUGUUAUUCAAAGUUCUAGCAUGUCUGAAAGCUCUGGCACAAGCACAUGAAAUCAUUAAAUAUUAAAUUGCUAGCCCAUAACUAUGUGCCUGGGCAAUGCCAAAUGGUGAUGGUUCCUUUGUUUUUUGUUUUUUCCUAAUGGUUCUGGAGUGACUGUGAAGAGUGCAGGCACUCUUGUAUCUUCCAAAGCCAUUGUGAAUGCUAUACUUUCAGCCUGCAAGCUGCCUUCACAAUCAUUGUUCUUUUUUUUUUUCUCUUGUGGUGGAUAUCUUAACUUUUAAUCCUUGAGGCCCAAGCAGUACUUGUGGCAGCUUGUACCAGUAUUGCCAAGGCUUUGUCCCACUUGUCAAUACAACACUUGACCUGCUUACAGAAAAUGGGUUGCGCUUGUCAGAAUUUAGUGCAUGUGUUUCAGAAACCGUGCAUACUAUUUUGUGUAUUCUUUUCGUUAUCAUGCAUUCUAAUGAUUAGGUUUAAAAACGGAUUAAUUGGUUAAGGGGAGGUGCCUUAUUCUUUGAGCAAGAUUCUUUGCAUAACAUUGUGGAUAAUAUUUAAUUGUAAACAGUGUAUGUAAAAAUUUAGGGAAUUUUCACAGGCCCAAGUGUUAAAAGUUAACCUUUUCCUAUGUGGCAUUGUGUAUUGCACCACUCACCUGAAAACAGCACCUCAAACGAAAAGGGGAGAUUUUCCUGCAGGCUGUUCUAUGAAUUUUCGUUUGGCACAUUUCUUGUAUGCAUGUCUACCAGAUGUGCAAGGUAUCUGAGGACACAGCUUUGAAUUGCCAUAGACAGUAACUUUCUCAUUGUGUCUGUCUAGACACUUAACAUCAUCCACACCAACCCCUCUGUGACCUAUCUAGCACAUUCAUUCCAGGGUGUCAGCGUUCAGUCCGACACUGGAGACGAAGCAGUGCCUUGCCCUAGUCACCUUGCAUGCCGACUUGGAAGUCACCACCGCCUUGAAUGUUGUGAAAUGGUUUGUUUUCUGGGUGAGACAAGAGUUCGUGGCCAAUUAUCAGCUGAGACAAAGACAAUUAAGCACUGUCAGCCACCAUACAGACGGUUUAAUUUCUCCAGCAUGUGAAGGUCAUGAUGAGCGAGAACCUUGAAAAGUCUAUUAUGGCUACUUACGAUCAGCUUCAGGUGGCAGAAUCAAAAACAAGCUUCCUGUGCACUAUUCUAUUAGGCCCCACAUCUUAGUUACGGAUUUGCUUGAGCCCGUAAUGCCUGCACCACCCAAGAACAUCUGGCUGCGAACUUCAGCGACAAUGUCACCUUCAAUAUGGCAUCCUAGUUCCGAAUACCUAAACCUGUAGGCCGCUAUGUAUGGCAGGCGUCGCUGAGAGAAAGACUAACAAACAGCCACACUACGAUAAAUACUUGCUAAUGCCUGUUAUUGUAGAAGCAUUGCCUAACAUCUAUGUGCACUAUCUCGGAAUGUAUAGAUAUUAUUAAAGUCGAAUUCAGGCAGUAAUUGAGGCUGAGGAUGAUUUUGUUUAGUAGUCUCAAUAGAAAAGCAGCAAAAGAAACAGUGAAAAAUAUUUGGAACGAGUAUACCGAAUCUCGUCUGAAAUUUGGCGAUGUCAUUGUCCUCAAAUACCUCGCACACCCAGUAUAUUAUAACAGUAGAUAUUUGCAGCUGUGUACAGCACCUUCAUCUUUUGUGACCAACUAAAGGGUCUGGCUGUUGUGUUGAGACCAACAUAAAGACUUAAGAAGUAACUGCAAGUUUUGUGUUUUAAUAUAUCAAUAUAUUCAACACACAUGCCUGGAAGCAUCAACAUUACAAAGAUGCUCUCUCACCACGUAUUUCAGCAUCUCUGCCUAAUUUUCAUUCAGACACCAACAGUUUACAUUAUAGAACUGGUUUGUGCAUUUGACUCAUUAACAUCUUUGAUUUGCAAGUCUGUGCUUUCUCAGAUGUUUUUAUUUAAAUUCAAUCUUUUGUUUUCUUGGAAUGGUUGCAACAGCUGUCAUGAGGAGACAGAUGUGAUUACUGUUAAUAUCUGCAAUAAAGUAUGUAUAAAGCUUC
Dermacentor albipictus is the source of this 8082-nucleotide messenger RNA. RefSeq lists its product as uncharacterized. The record is from RefSeq and is a predicted model, not a curated record. Lineage: Eukaryota; Metazoa; Arthropoda; Arachnida; Ixodida; Ixodidae.